Westerdykella ornata is the source of this 1740-nucleotide messenger RNA. Its product is annotated as lariat debranching enzyme. The record is from RefSeq and is a predicted model, not a curated record. The coding region runs from base 1 to 1740 and encodes 579 amino acids. Gene Ontology annotation, biological process: mRNA splicing, via spliceosome. Gene Ontology annotation, molecular function: RNA lariat debranching enzyme activity. NCBI's taxonomy places the organism in Eukaryota, Fungi, Ascomycota, Dothideomycetes, Pleosporales, Sporormiaceae. Gene Ontology annotation, cellular component: nucleus. The transcript has 2 exons.
AUGGCUUCCCCAGGAUUACUAGCGACGCAGGGUCUGCGGAUAGCUGUCGAAGGAUGCGGUCACGGCACCUUGCAUUCCAUAUAUGCAUCCGUCGCCAAGGCGUGCGAGUUGAAGCAGUGGCCAGGCGUGGAUUUGCUGAUUAUCGGGGGAGACUUUCAGGCGGUACGCAGUGCACUUGACCUGAAAGCAGUUGCCAUGCCGGAGAAAUAUUAUGAUAUGCAUGACUUCCACGAGUACUACUCUGGAGCUCGUACUGCACCUUAUCUUACCAUCUUCAUUGGUGGCAACCAUGAAGCAAGCAACUACAUGUGGGAACUGUACUAUGGUGGCUGGGUUGCACCCAGAAUCUACUACAUGGGAGCUGCCAACAUUAUCCGUUUGGGUCCUCUCCGUAUUGCUGGCCUCUCCGGAAUAUGGAAGGGCUACAAUUACAAGAAGCCCCACUACGAGCGGCUUCCAUAUAACCAGGACGAUAUCAGGUCGAUAUACCACGUCCGGGAAUUGGACACGCGGAAACUGCUCCAGUUACGAUCCCAGGUCGACAUAGGACUGAGUCACGACUGGCCACGCGGCAUGGAGUGGAAAGGGAACCAUCGACAGCUCUUCAGGUUCAAGCCAUAUUUUGAGCAAGAGGCCAAGGAUGGGACGUUGGGAAGUGUUGCUGCAACUGCAGUCCUCGAGAGAUUACGCCCGCGGUACUGGUUUAGUGCUCACAUGCAUGCCAGAUAUUCGGCUGUCUGGGAACACCAGACCACGGAGAAGGCUGCAUCGUCUGCCCCUCAGGAGGAGUCUGAACCUCCAACAGCGAGCAAUUCCGAAGAGAUCCAUCUGGGCUCAAUGGAUGAUGCCCCCGGAGCCUCACUCAAGAAUGAGGCCGAGAUUGACCUAGACCUAGAUGACGAAACGCUAUCAGAACCCCAGCCUUCAAAUGCCGCUUCUAAUCCUUCUAAUAAGAAUGAUGCCGAGAUAGACCUCGAUAUGAGCGAGGACGAUGCACCCGCAGCGACCGGAACCUCUGCAGCGACUGUCCAGACUAGCACGGAAAAGAAGAAUGAGGUUCCUGAUGAGAUAAGAAGGCUUCUCCCAGAAUCUUUCGCACCACGGACAAGUGGUGAAAAUGUGCAGAGACUACCGUUCCCAACAGAAAUCACGAAUACAACGACUCACUUCCUAGCGCUUGACAAAUGCUUGCCCAACAGACACUUUCUCCAACUGCUGGAAAUACCUCCCAGCGAACCCUGCGACAUCAAGCGGCCACUCCAUCUUGAGUAUGACAAGGAGUGGCUUGCGAUCACGCGAGUGUUUGCAAAGGACCUGCAAGUGGGCGAUCUGCAAGCACAGGUUCCUUCGGAUAAGGGAGACGCGUAUUACCGACCAUUGAUUGAGCAAGAGAUGGAAUGGGUGGAGGAGAACAUAGUCAAAAAAGGCAAGAUGAAGAUACCCGAGGACUUUGAGUGCACUGCACCGGUCUAUGAUGCCAGCAUGGGCAUUCGCGUUGAUGGCCAGCCGCAAGAGUACACGAACCCGCACACUCGGGGAUUCUGCACACUGCUGCAAAUCGACAAUCCUUUUGAUGCGACAGACGAAGAGCGUGCGCAGAGAAUGCAGCGAGGCCCAAGACCUGAGUCGGGUAGUUCAGCACGAGGGGGUCCGGGACGAGGCGGACGCGGAGGGUCGCACAGGGGAAACAGAGGUGGGCGUGGACGUGGACGUGGAGGACGCGGCCGUGGGCGUUGGUGA